GUGACACCGCUAGCUAUGCUAGCUGAUGCGUGUGUACAAUAUUUUCAUUCACAGUUAUCCGCAGGUUUCGUCGGUUGUAUGAUGAAAUUUCUACUCAUACGAGAUGUAUUCGUAGCAGAGUUGGCUUGUUUAAGCGAAUAAUAAUCCUUCAACAGCGGUGUUAGCAAAGAAACGAGGACAAAAUGUGGCCUACAAGACGAUUUCUGAAAUACAGCCUUAUCGGCGGUUCCUUGGUCGGUACCGCGUUGAGUUUGCAUGCAAACGAUUAUGAUAUUAACUCGAUAGGCAUCGUAAGGUUGGGCCGAGCAGGAUUAACCGUUUUUGACAUUGCUGCCACCUACAAAGCAAACCUAUACAAACAGGAAUGGCCCGAUAAAAAAGAUCCCGCCUAUCUAAAGUUGAAAAGCGAGACCCACAAAUUGGCUGCUGAAAAGCUGCUGGAGCUGUGUCGAUCCAAUCGAGGCGUGUACAUAAAGGUAGGUCAGCACAUUGGAGCAUUGGAAUACUUGCUCCCCUAUGAGUACGUACACACUAUGAAAAUUUUACACAGCAACGCCCCACAGAAUCCCAUAGAAGACCUAUAUAAGGUAAUCCGACAAGAUCUGAAAGUGAAUCCGGAGGAUAUUUUCUCAUCCUUUGAUCCAGAGCCGUUAGGGACAGCGUCGCUAGCGCAGGUUCACAGGGCCACGCUUAAAAAUGGUACUGAGGUGGCUGUGAAAGUACAGCAUCCAUACGUGCGAGGGAACUCAGUUGUAGACAUCAAAACAAUGGAAACUCUGGUCAAAAUAGUUGGAUGGACCUUUCCCGAUUUCAAGUUCCAGUGGUUGGUGAAGGAAACAAAACGAAAUCUUCCCAUUGAAAUGGAUUUCGAGCAUGAAGGGCACAACGCUGAGAAGGUAGCGGAAAUGUUCAAAGACUAUCACUGGCUAAAGAUUCCGAAGAUCUUUUGGGAAUAUACUACCUCCCGAGUUUUGGUGAUGGAAUUUGUUCAAGGUGGACAAGUUAAUGACUUGGAUUACAUCCAGAAGCAGAAACUAGAUCCGUACGACAUCGCUAAUAAGAUAGGUCAGCUCUAUGCGAACAUGAUAUUCCUAAAAGGAUUCGUCCACAGUGACCCUCAUCCGGGCAAUAUAUUGGUAAGAAAAGGCAACAAGGGAGACACCGAAGUGAUACUAUUAGAUCACGGACUGUAUGCCGAUUUAACGGAAAAAUUCCGAUAUGAGUACUCGAAGCUGUGGCUUAGCAUAUUGAAAGUGGACCAAAUGGGAAUGAAGAAGCAUGCUCAUGCUCUAGGCGUCGAAGGCAGUAUGUGGGGUUUGUUUGCAUGCAUGGUUACCGGACGGCCGUGGAACUCCGUCAUUAGUGGUAUCGAUAGGGUUAAACAAGAUGAAAGCGAGAAAGAGAUGAUUCAAAAAGAGGGUAAACUGGUUAUUCCACACAUUUCGGACGUACUGGAAAAGGUCGACCGACAGAUGCUGCUAGUACUGAAGACGAACGAUCUGAUCCGGGGAAUCGAAACGACGCUCAAAACUCAAAAUAGAAAGACCGCCUUCUGGGUGAUGAGCAAGUGCUGCAUCAAAAGCGUCGGCAAUCGGGAAUACCUGGAUGCAACUGAUCCAUGGCGGAAGCUGUCUACCUGUCUCCGGGAGAAUUGGGCCAUUCUAAAGUUAAACUUGUACUACCUGUACCGCGGUUUGAUGAGUUUACAUUUGCUUUCAGCGCUGAAAAUGAUAUUUUGAGCGUAGGAACGUGACAACGUGCUUUUGUAUCAGAGGGCACUUUUCGGGUGUUGGUAAUAGAUAGGCUUAUAAUACAAUUUCCGAAAGCUACGGGGCGUGUGCAUUGAGUACUGAUUGUUGCUUUUGACUGUUUUAAACGUCAUUGUAUUAGUUGUUAAUUUCUUGUAGACAAACAGGGAUACAAAUAAAGUUAUUGAGUAUAUUUUGCGAGAAUAUUGAAAUGAA
Molecule: messenger RNA, 1964 nt
Organism: Topomyia yanbarensis
Lineage: Eukaryota; Metazoa; Arthropoda; Insecta; Diptera; Culicidae
Gene: Adck1
Product: aarF domain-containing kinase 1
Exons: 3
Coding region: 183-1739 (518 amino acids)
Biological process (GO): lipid homeostasis; protein phosphorylation; mitochondrion organization
Cellular component (GO): mitochondrial inner membrane
Molecular function (GO): ATP binding; protein kinase activity
Source: RefSeq, a predicted model, not a curated record